Molecule: messenger RNA, 359 nt
Organism: Ilex paraguariensis (yerba mate)
Lineage: Eukaryota; Viridiplantae; Streptophyta; Magnoliopsida; Aquifoliales; Aquifoliaceae
Source: the annotation of a GenBank genome assembly
AUGGCUCUAUCAUCCACCUCUAGGUCUGGCCUCCGAACCACAACCCCACCGCCGGCCGAUCGAAUCCCAAACUGGCUAGCACUCCCGCCGGACGUGACGACAACAAUUCUCCACAAGGUCGGCGUGGCAGACACACUAAUGAGUGCACAGAAAGUCUGCACUACCUGGCGGAGAACAUGCAAAGAGCCCUCCAUGUGGCGAGUCAUCGACACCAAUACUUGGAGGGAUUUAUUUUCUGCUGUCGGCGGUGCUCUUUUGAAGAGAUGUAAGCUCGCCGUUGAUAUGAGCCAAGGCCUUUUGGUUGACAUCUGCAUCCACUCUGUCGCCACUGAUGAUUUGUUUCUCUACAUUACCCACCG